AUGAUUUUUUGUCGUAUUUCAGGUGGUACGGCUGGUUAUUUGUUUGCGGCUGAUCGCGCUACGACCGAAUUUGAGAACAGAGAACUUGGGUAUGCCGAUGAAGAAAUGCUGAGUGCUAUUGAACGAAGCCGAUCCAUUCCGGACGAGAACCUUUCCAAGACGGAUAAGGCACUGCGAUAUCUCAAUGACAACCGAUGGAGUGUUAUUGGUGGUUCUUGGGCGUUGUCGAUGGUGGGCGCAUUGGGAUACAGUUUCUCCAACAAGUAUCUGAGCAAGCAGCAAAAGCUCGUCCAAGCUCGUAUGUAUGCUCAAGCUGUCACCAUUGCUGUGUUGAUGGCUUCGGCUGGUUUAUCCAUGUACGUCGGAGACGACGAGAAGAAGACCCGAGAAUUGCCAGAUGCCCAAUUGCGUGCGGUCUUGGAAAUGCCGGACACCCCGCAAAAUCAUUUACACCAGCAAGAACCCAAAAAGGUGCAUCAAUAG
Messenger RNA from Radiomyces spectabilis, 483 nucleotides. RefSeq lists its product as uncharacterized. Lineage: Eukaryota; Fungi; Mucoromycota; Mucoromycetes; Mucorales; Radiomycetaceae. Gene Ontology annotation, biological process: mitochondrial respiratory chain complex IV assembly. The record is from RefSeq and is a predicted model, not a curated record. Bases 1 to 483 code for a protein of 160 amino acids. The transcript is spliced from 2 exons. Gene Ontology annotation, cellular component: mitochondrial inner membrane.